AUGUGGCUGGCUGUGGCAGCGAUAUGCUUAAUCCAACAGGCAACACACUCAGAACAAUUUGGAACACAUUUGAAUCCUGUCACAUUCAUGACAAUUCCUGAAAUCAUUCAGUCCUGGGGGUAUCCCAGUGAACAAUAUGAUGUGCAGACUGAUGACGGCUAUUUCCUACAACUAAACAGAAUUCCAUAUGGAUUACACAAUCCUGAAAAGAAAGGACAUAACCCAGCUGUUCUAUUGGUAUCUGGUUUGAUUACUGACAGUAAAUGCUGGAUUAUGAAUACUCCCAACAAUAGUGUAGGAUUUGCCCUAGCAGAUGCUGGCUAUGAUGUUUGGAUGAUAAAUUGCAGAGGGACCACCUGGUCUAGAAGACACCAGAACUUGACAACUGAACAGGAAGAAUUUUGGGAUUUCAGUUUUCAUGAAAUGGGGAUUUAUGACAUUCCAGCAGCAAUUAAAUUUAUCUUGAGGAAAACUAAACAAGAGGCAUUAUAUUAUAUUGGCCAUUCCCAGGGUGGCACAUUGGGUAUGAUUACCUUUUCAGUUUUGCCAGAGCUUGCUCCAAAGGUCAAGCUCGUCAUGCUCUUUGCUCCUUCCUACACAAUGGUGGGUACUAGUGGCCCUAGUAGAUUAUUUCUAUCGCUUCCUGAUGGAUUCAUAAGGUUUAUGUGGGGCAAGAAAGAGUUUUGCCUUUUUCCUCAGAAGAUGAAACCUGUGAAUGCCAAGUUCUGCAGCACUACAAUAAUCGACAAAAUUUGUGUUCAAUUCAUUUCCAUAGGUUUUGGAAGUAAUGAGAAGAAUAUAAAUGUGAGUCGAAUGGAUGUCUAUGCUGGAAUAUUCCCUGAUUCUACUUCAGUAAAAACCAUGGUUCAUUGGGCCCAGGUGACUAAAUCAAGAGAAUUUAAAUAUUUUGACUAUGACUCUAAGAACGAAGCUGUAUAUAAUAUGCCCACUCCCCCAUUUUAUAAAGUAGAAGAUAUGACUGUGCCAACAGCUGUGUGGACUGCCGGAAAAGAUAUUCUUACAGACAUAAAAGAUACUGAACUGCUGCUCCCUCGACUCACUCACUUAACUUUCUACAAGCAUAUUCCUGAUUGGCAACAUGCAGACUUUGUUUUGGGCCUUGAUUCUCCAGAGACCCUAUACCCAGAUAUAUUUUGGUUGAUGGAUCAAUAUAAAUAA
Molecule: messenger RNA, 1179 nt
Organism: Euleptes europaea (tarantolino)
Lineage: Eukaryota; Metazoa; Chordata; Lepidosauria; Squamata; Sphaerodactylidae
Product: lipase member M-like
Exons: 9
Coding region: 1-1179 (392 amino acids)
Biological process (GO): lipid metabolic process
Molecular function (GO): hydrolase activity, acting on ester bonds
Source: RefSeq, a predicted model, not a curated record